Molecule: messenger RNA, 1263 nt
Organism: Pundamilia nyererei
Lineage: Eukaryota; Metazoa; Chordata; Actinopteri; Cichliformes; Cichlidae
Product: troponin T, fast skeletal muscle isoforms-like
Exons: 15
Coding region: 123-980 (285 amino acids)
Biological process (GO): regulation of muscle contraction; sarcomere organization; muscle contraction
Cellular component (GO): troponin complex
Molecular function (GO): troponin I binding; troponin C binding; tropomyosin binding
Source: RefSeq, a predicted model, not a curated record
UUCUGCCACGGUGGACGGCCUCGCCUCUGAGCUCAUUCUUUGGCCAAUAGGGAGGCCGAGCGGAUCGAGUAUCACUAUAACAGAAGGACAUAAUCAGCGCGGUUGCAAAGUCCACUGUCAUCAUGUCCGACACAGAGGAAGUUGGGGUCGAGGAAUACGAUGCUGUAGAAGAGGAGGUAGUAGUGGAGGUAGAGGUGGCCCCUGAGGUGGCCCCUGAGCCAGAGCCAGAACCACAGCCAGAGCCAGAACCAGAACCAGUGGUAGAACCAGAACCAGAACCAGAACCAGAACCUGAGCCUGAGCCUGAAGACCCCACUGAAGAGGAAGAGGAGAAGCCAAAGUUCAAGCCCACCGCCCCAAAAAUCCCAGACGGUGAGAAAGUGGACUUUGAUGACAUCCAGAAGAAACGUCAGAACAAGGAUCUGAUUGAGCUGCAGGCCCUGAUCGAUGCUCACUUUGAGCACAGGAAGAAGGAGGAGGAGGAGCUGAUCGCCCUCAAGGAGAGGAUUGAGAAGCGUCGUGCCGAGAGGGCCGAGCAGCAGAGGGUCCGCGCUGAGAAGGAAAAGGAGCGCCAGGCCAGACGUGAGGAGGAGAGGCGGAUCAGAGAGGAGGCUGAUGCCAAGAAGAAGGCAGAUGAUGAUGCCAAGAAGAAGUCGGCUCUGUCCAGCAUGGGCUCCCAGUACAGCAGUCACCUGCAGAGAGCUGACCAGAAGAGAGGAGGAAAGAAAGAGACUGAGAGGGAGAAGAAGAAGAAGAUCCUGGCCGCCAGGCGCAAGCAGCUGAACAUCGACCAUCUGAACGAGGAUAAGCUGAAGGAAAAGAUCAAAGAGCUGCAUGACUGGAUGACCCAGCUGGAGUCUGAGAAGUUCGACCACACGGAGAGACUGAAGAGGCAGAAGUACGAGGUUACUACCCUGCGUAAGAGAAUCGAGGAGCUCAGUAAAUUCAGCAAGAAGGGAGCCGCCCGCCGCAGAAAGUAGAUCAACUCGGCCCGCCCGUGCCCAGAAACCAAACCAGGAUAAUCUCGGACACAUGCCUGAUGAAGCAAUGCACGCUGUGGCAAAGGUCUUAGCUCAGAAGAAGCCUGUAAUGCUGAGGUUUACCCUGCAGCCAACCAACCACACUAUGAAACAUGCAACCAGGAGCCUUUAGCUGCUCUUCAGUAGGAAUAAAAACCAUUAAACUUUGUUGCCGUCACGCUUCCUCACCCUCGACUGUUUGGUUCUCAGUAUUUUUGUAAAUAAAGUGUGACACUUCAAGCCA